This is a messenger RNA of Rattus norvegicus (Norway rat), 700 nucleotides long. The record is from RefSeq and is a predicted model, not a curated record. NCBI's taxonomy places the organism in Eukaryota, Metazoa, Chordata, Mammalia, Rodentia, Muridae.
ACUCAGCCUACCCAGCAGAGCCAGUUCACCAUUUUGCAACCAAGAAGGCCAAAGCCAAAGGGAAAGGACAGCCCCAGGCCAGAGUAAACAUUAACACUGUCUUGGUUGAGGACAUAAUCAGCUUGGAAGAGGUGGAUGAAGACAAUGAAAUCUGUGGUGGAAGCACUUAAAGAUAAUUUCAAUAAGACUCUCAACAUAAGGACUGCACCAGGAUCCCUUGAUCAUAUUACUGUGGUAACUGCUGAUGGGAAGCUCCCUCUAAACCAGAUUGGCCAGAUCUCCGUGAAGUCGCCGCAGCUGAUUCUGGUGAAUAUGGCCAGCUUCCCAGAGUGUACAGCUACAGCUAUCAAGGCUAUAAGAGAAAGUGGAAUGAAUCUGAACCCAGAAGUGGAAGGAACACUAUUUCGGGUACCCAUUCCUAAAGUAAGCAGGGAACACAGAGAAAUGCUGGUGAAACCGGCCAAACAGAACACCAACAAAGCCAAAGAAAGUUUACGGAAGGUUCGCACUAAUGCAAUGAAUAAACCGAAGAAGUCAAAGGACAAAACCUCGGAGGACACCAUUAGGCUCAUCGAGAAGCAGAUCAGCCAAAUGGCGGACGACACUGUGGCAGAGCUGGACCAGCAUCUGGCAGCAAAGACCAAAGAACUUCUUGGAUGAAAGUCAGCAGUCGCAGCCGAGCACCGGUGUCUGCUCAUGC